Molecule: messenger RNA, 3712 nt
Organism: Mizuhopecten yessoensis (Yesso scallop)
Lineage: Eukaryota; Metazoa; Mollusca; Bivalvia; Pectinida; Pectinidae
Product: methylcrotonoyl-CoA carboxylase subunit alpha, mitochondrial-like
Exons: 17
Coding region: 26-2155 (709 amino acids)
Cellular component (GO): mitochondrion
Molecular function (GO): metal ion binding; methylcrotonoyl-CoA carboxylase activity; ATP binding
Source: RefSeq, a predicted model, not a curated record
AUAUCACAACAAAUUUCAAACCAAAAUGGCCAGCCUACCAAGUCGAAGGACACUCCAAAGACUUUUUAGUCAAUAUAUCAGAGGAAAACAGAAUAUCACUAGACAACAUCACUCCACAGAUGGUGUUCAGCACAUUGAUAAGAUCCUCAUUGCUAACCGAGGUGAGAUAGCCUGUCGUGUCAUACGUACCGCUCGUCGCCUAGGGAUCAGGACUGUUGCUGUAUACAGCGAUGCAGACAAAGACUCAUUACAUGUUUCCAUGGCAGAUGAGGCCUAUAAUAUUGGACCUCCUGCAGCUUCACAGAGUUACUUAUGUCAGGACAAAAUCAUGAAUGUUGUGAAAGCAUCUGGAGCACAGGCUGUACAUCCUGGAUAUGGCUUCCUGUCAGAGAAUACAGAAUUUGCAGAGCUGUGUGUGAAAGAGGGGGUGGAAUUUAUUGGUCCCCCAGCCUCGGCCAUAAGAGACAUGGGCAUCAAGAGUACAUCAAAGUACAUCAUGUCUGCUGCUGGAGUGCCUAUCAUUGAGGGUUACCAUGGUGAGGACCAAUCAACUGCCACACUUGCUGCAGAGGCUGCUAAGAUUGGCUACCCUGUCAUGAUCAAGGCUGUGAGGGGAGGGGGAGGAAAGGGUAUGAGGAUUGCUCACAAUGCUGAAGAAUUUGAGUCGCAGUUGGAUUCAGCAAAGGCAGAGGGAAUGAAAUCAUUUGGUGAUGAUGUCAUGUUGCUCGAAAAAUAUGUAGAAAAACCGAGACAUGUGGAGGUACAGGUGUUUGGGGACAAGCAUGGCAACCACGUGUAUCUAUUUGAGCGUGACUGCAGCGUACAGCGUCGCCACCAGAAAAUCAUAGAAGAGGCACCAGCACCUGGGCUUUCAGAUGAAGUGAGAAGAUCUCUGGGUGAGGCGGCAGUGCGGGCAGCACGGGCUGUCGACUAUGUUGGAGCAGGUACUGUUGAGUUUAUUAUGGACAAACACCAGAAGUUUUUCUUCAUGGAGAUGAACACACGACUGCAGGUGGAGCACCCUAUAACUGAGAUGAUAACGGGCACAGACCUGGUGGAGUGGCAGAUCAGGGUGGCAAGUGGUGAGAAGAUUCCUGUUGAACAGAAAGACAUACAGUUCAACGGUCAUGCUUUUGAGGCUCGUAUUUAUGCUGAGGACCCUAACAAUACCUUCAUGCCAGGGGCAGGGCCAUUACUACACCUAACCACGCCAGCUUCUGAUGAAAACACCAGGAUUGACACCGGCGUCAGACAAGGUGACGAGGUAUCUGUUUACUAUGACCCAAUGAUCGCCAAACUUGUGGUUUGGUCAGAGGACAGAGGUUCUGCACUGCGCCGUGUCAAGGCUGCACUGGCUGACUACCAUGUGCUUGGUUUAAGUACAAACAUCCAGUUUCUGAUGGACCUUGCAGGCAACCCACACUUUGAGGCAGCUCAAGUGCACACAGACUUCAUUCCACAACACUAUAAUGAACUGUUCCCUGAGAGGACGGUGUCUGACACCGCUCUAUGUCAAGCUGCUAUCUCCCUGGUACAACAGGAGGCUGUCAGAGCCAGGGAAAGAUCAACUUUAGAUCCAUUUUCACCUUUUACACUGUGUACAGCUGCCAGAGUGAACUCACAGCUAAUAAGAAUAAUUGUCCUUCAGGAUGGAGAUGAGAAAGUUCAGAUAACUGUGCAGUCUAACAGAGACGGCUCCUACUCCAUCAAGGUCAAGGACAGGCAGUAUCAUGUGACUGCCACUCAGCGUAAAGAGGGCGACGAGAUGAAUAUUACAUGUAACAUUGACGGGAAAUUCUCUAGUGCUCGCAUAGUACGGAUGGGAUCCUCCAUUCACAUAUUCUCACUGGAUGGCAGACAGGACCUGACUCUGCCGGUGCCCGAGUAUCUAAGUGCGUCUGGGUCCAAAGCCAGUACUGGGGACCCUGUUGCUCCCAUGCCAGGGGUCAUAGAAAAGGUGAUGGUCAGUGUUGACGAUGUUGUGACCAAGGGACAGCCGCUUGUCAAGAUGAUAGCCAUGAAAAUGGAGUAUAACAUAAUAUCACCAACGGCUGGAGUGGUAAAAAAGGUGUUCUUCAAAGAAGGUGACACUGUACCAAAGGGUGCUGUCCUAGUCCACAUCGAGGCUGAUCCAGAAGAAGGGGAGACAGACUGAAGGAAACGUCAUUCUAGUCAUUUAACAACAGACCAUGGACAUUUAAUUGUGAAUUAGAAGUAAGUGUUUAGAACAUAUGGCGAAAUUCCAAACCUGUGAACAAAAGGGAAGUCCUGCAAAAAUCUCAGGUUAAACUAUUUAUACUGUAAACAUGAAACUUCUGUGUAUGUUCCUUUCACCGUUCAAGGUUUUUGAACUAUUUGCUGGUUCAAAUGUUUCUGGUAAGCCACUAGAUACUAUGAUUACGUAUGAACAAAUGUUAGAUUUAGCAAAUGUGACACAUCAAAUAAGCAUGAAAUACAAUUCAACAUCUUUUAACCCUUACAGGUCAAACAUUUAUCUUUCAUAUGCAGUUAAUCACAUAAUGAACUAGGGUAGGUUCCAUGACAGCAAUAAACAUUUGUGUCGUUAAAAUAUUUAAGGACAGAAAAAACUUUAUUAUUGCUACGGAAUACUUGGGUACCUGUAGUCAUUUACUUCCAAUCCAACACUAAUAUUUCCACUGUGGCUGUGAAUAUCAACACAGAAAAACGUAUAUGAGAGAAAAAUGCUACAAUUUUAUCAGAAUUUUAUCACAGCCAAUAUUUCAAAAAGCUAUUUCAUGAAACUAUAGAUAUGCAAUGUGUAACUUCAUUUGAUAAUGAUGUGUUCAAUUAGCAGGAUAUGAUUUAAACGUUUGUGAUGUAGAAAUUGGAAAUUAAAUUUAAAAAAUAGACAAAAAGCCUUGAACGAAUUAUGAACAAAUUACAACCAUAUAAGUGUCAUUGUGAACUAUGUCAAUAAUGUUUGUAAACAUUAUAUUCUGUCAUUCCAGAUAUAGAUAUAUGAAGGGGGCAGGAAACAUGUUUUAUUAAAUAUAUAGUUGGGUUUUACAUUAAGAGGGUAGGGGACAUUUCUUAUCAAAUAUAUACUGGGGUUUACAUUUAAGGGUGGGAGAGGAAAAAUAAAUAUAGAUAUAUAGGUGAUGGGGUCUACAAUAAUUAGCUAGGAGGGGGAAUACAUUGAAGGUAAUGGCUGUCAAAAUGAAAAGUGUCUCCACAUUCCCAUAUAUUUGCAUCUGAAAUAGUCCAAAAUAAUACUGACUUUUACAAUUUGUGAGAGCAGGUUGUCCUGCUGCAACUUUGUUAGUUAUGAAAAAAAGUAAUGACAUUUUUUAGUGUUAUUAAGUAUGAAAUGCCAGUCUGAUUACAUGUAUUUGAAAUUUCAAUAUAAAAACACCAUGAUUAAUGUCAUGAGUAAGAAAAUGACGUUUACGUGACUGAAGGUUUUGUUUCCGUACUGGAAUAGGGUUAUUCAUCGCUUGUUUGAAGUAGAGCUUUACGCUGUUGUUUCAAGUUCUUUACAAUGAAUACUGAGAGCUGUUUUGGUUGUUAAACAUGUUAUUUAUGUGAGGAUGUGAUACAAAUUUUAUGAUAUAAAUACACAUGUAUAUGUUUGUGUGUGUGUCUUGGAUUAUGAAUGAACAAUACCAAGUGUAUUUGAUACUCACUAUAUACAUUUUUUACAUAAUAUGAAAAAGUGUGAUUACUCGUAUAAAAUAAAAUUAAAAAAAUGUUA